AUGACCUGUUUGUCCAGCUUCAUGCGACGGCGGUGGAUCGUCUUGGCGUUCGCUGCGAUUGUCAUUUUCGUGCUAAUCGACUUUUUCUUCACGUGGGAGCGACUUACUUUGACAGCGUGGUCCUCGUCCACCUCACAUUUUUUUUCCAUCCGCGGCAAUUCCACCAUCAUUCAGACCAAGUCCGAUUCUUUGGCGCAACCAAAUGACUUUGCGGAUGCUACUAUACCCAAGACGACAGUACCCAAGGUGAUACCGAUGAAGGUGGAGCAUAACGCCUCAAGGACUGCAAGUGAACGUGAACAGAUUCAAGUAGAUGAUCGUGCUACGUCAAGGCUCGAACUUCUUGAGAGCGAGCAGACUGACCAAUUGGAGCUGGACAAGCAGCUUGUUUACACCCUGAGUCAGAUCAUACAGCGUACAACAACAAAGCGUGGCAUCGUGAUGCCACUUUUCGAGAAACUUACGGGAUUGGGAUUGUCUUUGAUUUUGGAACUGCGUGCAAUGGGAGUCAGUUUGCCCAUUGAAGUGCCUCACUGCACUGAGCUGAACCCUAAGACCCUUGAGUUAUUACAAACGAAGAAAGAGCUGGGUAAGAUUCGAGCUUAUGAUAUCUGCGAUCUUGCCGCCAAUGCCAAAAGUGCCACGAACACUUCACGUCCUGUUUUUUGCGAUAAUAUUGACGCCUGCCAUACGAAGUUUCGUUCUUUCAUGAUAAAGCCCUUAUCAAUUGUUUAUUCGCAGUUCGACCAAAUCUUGAUGCUCGACGCCGAUACGUCUUUCUUCCUAAAUCCGACAGUUCUGUUUGACUCGGAAAAGUUCAAGACUACGGGUAUACUUUUAAUGCACGAUCGCAUAGGCGGUGCAGGACAUUUGGCUAGAAAGGCGCCCCGACAACCCAAUUUGUCGGUGGAGCAGGAAUAUUUUUCAACGUUCAACGUAACCCCAUUCAGGCCGGUACCAACACUUCAGCGACCAAAGGCUACCGUUCCGAACAAGACCCCCGUCAAGCUAAAUUUUGAGCCCAGCGACUUUUUGCUAAGCAGUCACUCUUUCAAUCGCCGUGCCAGUCAUCAAGCUGAUUCAUCGCAGAUGUUCUGGAAUAAGAAGCUUCAGCCUCGUGCGACAGUAAUCUUGGCGUCUUUUCUUGCACAGAGCGACAUCGCACCACCUCCAUCUCACGGUGACAAAGAGUUAUUUUUCUUUGCAAGUGAAUUGGCAGAGACGCAGUACUCCUUCUCGGAUUACUCUGCCGGAUCUAUCGGCUCAGAGUUCGAGGACGGCGGUCCCAAGAAAUCAACGCUCUGUGGUAUCUUGGCUCACGUGUUCCCGAUUCGCCAAGAGGGAGUGCCUGACGACGACGUACCUUUGUUUUCCCUAAACAACAAGCGUGUUUUGAUCUUUAGGCCGGACUUGGAGCCAUUUUAUUAUAUGAAGGCGCGGCCCUGGGAACUUUUUCCUGGUUUCAUUGGAAGUCGACAUCUCCAUUGUCCAUUUAACAUCACUGUCGGCCGUUUAAACGAGUCCCACAUCAAACACUUUACAGAACGACGGAAGUUUUUAGAGCAAGGAAUACAUGAGGUCUUAGGGCUUGAGAUUUCGUUGAAUGGAUACUAUGGGUCCCAGCUUUGUCCUUAUAGUCGUCGCGGUCACAUUGGUGAAAUGGAGAAUUGA
Messenger RNA from Peronospora farinosa, 1671 nucleotides. NCBI's taxonomy places the organism in Eukaryota, Oomycota, Peronosporomycetes, Peronosporales, Peronosporaceae. The record is from the annotation of a GenBank genome assembly.